AUGACUUCAACGCUCACUCGCGACCAAGUCGCCUCUGCCCAGCUGCAGGGUGAUUUUGCUAUAAAAUCUGAGAGUUCGCAGCCCAAGCUCGACACAUCGCAAUGGCCGCUUCUGCUCAAAAACUAUGACAAGCUUCUCGUUCGCUCCAGUCAUUUUACACCCAUACCGUCUGGAAGCAGUCCAUUGAAGCGAGACCUUGUCUCAUACAUUAAGUCGGGCGUGAUCAAUCUUGACAAACCUUCUAAUCCUUCAUCACAUGAAGUCGUGGCCUGGUUGAGGCGCAUUCUACGCGUUGAGAAAACUGGACAUAGUGGUACGCUUGACCCAAAGGUCACGGGGUGCUUAAUUGUCUGCAUUGACCGUGCUACGCGAUUGGUCAAGUCCCAGCAAGGCGCAGGAAAGGAAUACGUGUGCGUGCUGCGCUUGCACUCCAGUCUGCCGGAUCCCACUGCACUUCCUCGGGCAUUACAGACACUCAGCGGUGCACUCUUCCAGAGGCCACCACUAAUCUCUGCUGUAAAACGACAGUUGCGUAUUCGAACGAUUUACGAGUCGAAGUUGUUGGAGUUUGAUGAGAAGCGUAAUCUCGCCGUGUUUUGGGUGUCUUGUGAGGCUGGUACAUAUAUCCGGACACUUUGUGUCCAUCUUGGUCUUUUGCUAGGCGUUGGUGGACACAUGCAAGAACUUAGGAGAGUGAGGAGUGGUGCGAUGUCAGAAAACGAUGACAUCGUGACCAUGCAUGAUGUUUUGGAUGCUCAAUGGAUGUAUGAUAACACACGAGAUGAAUCGUACUUGCGCCGCGCCAUCCGGCCUCUGGAGAGCUUGCUCGUGGGAUAUAAGCGCAUCGUUGUGAAAGACAGCGCAGUCAAUGCAGUUUGCUACGGCGCGAAGCUCAUGAUUCCCGGGCUCUUGCGCUACGAAGCUGACAUCGCAGUUAACGAGGAGGUGGUCCUGAUGACGACCAAAGGCGAAGGUAUUGCUCUGGCCAUCGCACAGAUGUCGACAGUUGAGCUCGCCACUUGUGAUCAUGGAGUUGUUGCAAAAGUGAAACGAUGUAUCAUGGAACGUGACACCUACCCGCGCCGCUGGGGUCUUGGACCCAUGGCCCUUCAAAAAAAGAAGAUGGUCAAGGAGGGGAAGCUGGGCAAGCAUGGCGAGAAGAUUGACGGUGUAACGCCUGCGGAAUGGAGCAAGGACUAUGUGGACUAUAAUCGAGAGCAACCCGGCCCUUCCGCGAUUACCCCUGCGCCUGCUCCAGCUGUGGAGGUAGUUGCAGAGCCUGUUGUUGAUGCUCCUCCCUUGAAGAAAGAGGAGAAAGAGAAGAAACGGAAACGGAAAUCGGAGGCAGCCGAAUCCGUUGCAGAUGUGUCGAUGGUAGAAGCGCCUGCAGCAGAGGACGAUACUGAUAAAGCAGAACGGAAGAAGCGGAAGAAGGAGAAGAAAGAAAAGAAGGAUGAAGAGGCAGAUGAGGAUGAUGAAGCUCGACGGGAGAGAAAACGACUCAAAAAGGAGAAAAAAGCUAGGGAGUCUAUGGCGGCUGCAGACGAGUAG
Messenger RNA from Suillus paluster, 1551 nucleotides. Its product is annotated as putative rRNA pseudouridine synthase. Gene Ontology annotation, biological process: rRNA pseudouridine synthesis; mRNA pseudouridine synthesis; snRNA pseudouridine synthesis. Lineage: Eukaryota; Fungi; Basidiomycota; Agaricomycetes; Boletales; Suillaceae. Gene Ontology annotation, molecular function: RNA binding; pseudouridine synthase activity. Bases 1 to 1551 code for a protein of 516 amino acids. The transcript has 6 exons. The record is from RefSeq and is a predicted model, not a curated record. Gene Ontology annotation, cellular component: box H/ACA snoRNP complex.